GACAUGGCGGGCCAGAGUCAUGGCUGGCUCGUCUGUGCUCGGAGCUCUGCUGCUCGCGGCGCUGUGCGCGGCCAAGUGCGCAGACAAGCCGACCCCUCGCCAGCUCGAGCUGCUCAAGAUGGAAGGCACGUGGUACGUCUUGAAGCAUACAAACGGCCUGGAGAAAUAUUCAUGCGGAGAAGUAUUGGUUCACGCUGGGUUCAACAAUUCAGUUAGUUGGAGCGUGAGGUACUUUGACAGCACACGAAACAAGUGGGAUGGCUUCAGCGGGCAGGCAACCAAGUCAAGCGGCAAAGAAGGCAAGCUAAAAGCGAGUUUCUGGAAACCGGCAAACAGUGAUGACAUGUUCUCGGAGCUCGUUCAACAUAACUUGGACACUUGGUUGCUCAACAAGAAGUACAAUGACUGGGCUGUCUUGCGGACAUGCAGGGAGGAUAGCGAUUCAGAGUUCUACCUCGUGCUGUCCCGGAGACGAGGCCUGAUCACGAAUGAAGACGUCACCGCGAAAUUCACACAGGGGGACAUGACAGACGCCAAGCAAGACAACUGUGAUACGUACAAGACUUUUGGAGGUUUAUAAGCAGAUAUCUAUUUACUCUCAUUUAAAUACAUUCUUACAUUUAACUGACAUGUAAAUUAUGCAAUGCCAAAAGUUUUAAAAAACUCGGCUAGAACUGUUUUUGACAGUAAAGUUCUAAACUUAUAGUUUUUUUUUUACAAAAGAUAUUUGAAUAAAUGUAUAAUGUAUUAAUUUAGAUGUACUUAUUCAACUAAACUGUCGUAGUUAAACAUGAAAUAAAAGUUUAAAUUUGCACUUUUAAUCACAGUGAAGGAUAACAUUAAAUGAACAAAAAUCAUAACUGGUUGAUGAUUAUUUUUUAAAGUAUUUUAAUGCAUUACAGAAUAAGUUCUUUUAUGGUAUUUUUUUUCGUUUUUCAAUUAGUGUAUGUAUCUUUCAUGCGAACAUAAAAUGUCUAUGUAAUUAAUUUAUUUCUCUUUGUUGUAUUUUGUUACUAUAAUGUUAAGUUAUGAUGGAAAUGUACAAGUUUUUAGUUUUUUUUUCUACUGAAAUUGAUUAGUUGAUUCUGUAAAAAAUCCUGAACAAAUUAAACUUUGUCAUAUUUUACAAGUUUGAUGAAAAUUAAUUAAUAAUUCAUAAUUGAUUAAUUAAUGAAUAAAUAAUUUUGCCUUCCUAUACCACGUUUUUGGUGGUGUUCCUAUUAAAUUGGUCAAAAUAAAAUGAAGUUUGAAGAGAUAUUUUUACAGUGUAACAGGGUUUUAACUAACAUUUUUCUAAAACAUUUUGGGUCUACGCAUGUGUUUGCCUUAAAGAGAUUGACGGGAAGAGAAUUUUAUAGAACAAACUAACUUAAAAAUAUGAAUAUCUUGGAGUAUUGCCAAUUUUCUUCAAAAUGUUUCGCUACAAAAAUGAUUACAAAAACUACUGUAUCACUGAGACAAAUUUGUAUUUUGUGUGUAUAGUAAAUUACGUACUGAGAGUAUUAUAUAGGUCCGGUUAAUAAAAUAUAAGAAAUUUAUUGUUAAAAAUGCUUUAUGUUAAUUACGCUUAUAAAGCUAUAAAAAACUUUUUGUGUAUUAUUAGAAGCUUUGUUUUUAAUUAAUUCCUCUAGUUCAUAAUUUGUUCAAAAUUGUAAAGAAAUACGCGAAGAACAGUAGACAACUAAUAUAUUUAUACUUAUAUAUAAUUUGUUUUUAAUUUUUAACCUCUUCUAUAAAAAUGUUUAAGAACAAGGAUUACAUAACUGAUAGUUGAACGAGAGUAUAAAAGUCCUAUAUUACUGGAUUAUUUACGUCAAACCACGCUUCGAAUUUACUUGUUACAUGGGAAAAAAUAUGUACCAUUUAUGCGUUAAAUAUUUCGGUAAAAAGUGUCACAUAUGUUUAAAAAAGAGUAUUUUGAUGUGAUGUUAAAUUUUAUAUUUCUACAAGCACAAAAGUAGUACUAUUAAACAUGUUUGUAUACAGACUCAAGGAAAUAAAUAAAUGUUUGUGUUUCUUCUUAA
Messenger RNA from Bacillus rossius redtenbacheri, 2024 nucleotides. RefSeq lists its product as uncharacterized. NCBI's taxonomy places the organism in Eukaryota, Metazoa, Arthropoda, Insecta, Phasmatodea, Bacillidae. The record is from RefSeq and is a predicted model, not a curated record. The transcript has 5 exons. The coding region runs from base 20 to 580 and encodes 186 amino acids.